This is a messenger RNA of Cotesia congregata, 273 nucleotides long. The record is from the annotation of a GenBank genome assembly. Lineage: Eukaryota; Metazoa; Arthropoda; Insecta; Hymenoptera; Braconidae.
AUGUAUUCAUGCACUGACAACGAGUCACGAGGCGGCAGAAAGUCCGAAAGUCGAAUUAAUUUAAAACAUCAAAAUUUCAGUGGCGGAGAUAAUACAACACUCAUUGGUAAAGUAUUUACUAAUGAUCGUAACUUAGGAAUAACUUUUCAACUUCCUGUUCUUGGAUUACUGUAUCGUGAAUACUGGGUUCUCGAAACGGAUUACGAUAAUUACUGUAUUUGUUGGAUCUGUGAAGAUCGUGGAUCAUUUUAUAUGACUUAUAAAAAUUUAUAG